UUACUUACGGUACUGAAAGCAUAGUUCGUCCCUUUGUAUUACAAUUCCUCAAUUGAAAAAAUUUAUUCAGAAUGAGGUCGUCAUCAUCGUCAAAGCAAGCUGCAGAUAAUAGUCGUGGUAUUAGCGGUCACCUACUGACCCUUCAUCAACGCCUUUACCAUGCUCUCAAUCUCGGCACUAGAUAUUGCGAUGACGGGGUUCAAAAGCUGCAUUUUUCUGAUAUUGAGAUGCAAAGACUAGUACUUCGUUCAGUUGAUGCAUUUCUUGAUAAUAUAUCUGCUGAGUCAUUACAACACCAAGUUGUGAAGGAGUCAGUCAGUGACAUAGUUGCAGCUGUAGGAAGUAUUCUAGCAUCAAAAAGUGCAGCCACAUUAAGAUUGGCCUCAGAUGUAGCUGUAAAGAUCGUCCGCAUCAUACCAAGUACAAUGCUGCAACCUCAUUUGGCCAAUCUCAUCCAUCCUUUGUCAUCCUUGUUAAGUUUCCAGCAAUUACGAGUUGCUAUAUCUUGUGCCUCUGCCUUGAAUUUGAUUUUAUCAAAUCUGAGUUCUAAAAGAGAGAAAGAGGUUUGGGAGAUCUUAAAAACCACAAACGUGGUUGGUAAUCUAGGCCAGAAUGUUAAAGGAUACUCCAGUGACAAUAAGCCAACUGAGUACUUUAAAGAGAUGGCCUCUCUGUUAAGUAAAAUUUUGUGGCGUUGGCCUCUUUCUCGGUUCCGUGUUUGGACUGAUACGAAAUUGUUGAAUAUCUUAGAUACUGUCAAGCUCAAUCCUGACUGCUCCAUCAGAAUUGCUGUUCUGCAGCUAUAUUCUGCUUUAGCUCUAUGUUGCAAUGGAACUAAGAAGCUUUUGGAGGAUGGAGAAGGUCUUGUAAAAUUUUUGGUGGACAGUUUGGACAGUUCAAACCCUCAUUCGGUCCAGAUUGAGGGAUUAAGACUUGCCCAAUGUUUAACGAAAAGUGAACAAGGAUGUUCGAAAAUUAAUAAAUCGUCUUGUGAGCCCUUUGUGAAAGCCGUGAUUACCUUAAUGAGUAACUGGAGUUUUGAUGCUGGAAAGCUUGCUAAGUGCCAAAUGUCAAUACUAGUUGAAGUAUGCCGUUUGGCUCUGAUCACUCGUUGGGCAGGGGACCACCAAUUUUAUCUUUGGAAGGCAGGAGUUGAUGGGGUUCUUCUUAGUCUUCUCAUAGGAAAUUCUGACACUACUCAGCAGUCUCUGCGUAGCUUAUCUCUACAAGAACAAAUCAUCAAGUUAGAAGAGGUUUUUGAUAAAUAUGUUCUACUUCCACUGAGACCGUAUGUUUGGGAUAUUCUUGGAUGGCUUGCAGCAAAUUGUAUGGAAGAUUUCUCCCCCAAGAUGUAUUGACAUGAAACAAAUUCCCUAAUCAAUGUGUGUGUGCUUCUGUUUGUUUUUGUCUUUGAAAGCUUGGCCUUCGCGGAUUCUAUACUCAUAGCUCGCCAAAUUUCUCAAGGGAGUGUUUGUCAUUCAUCAGAGAGUGAACCAGCAUCUAGGGCAGUCCUUAUGAUGAUUUAUUCUCCCAGCAAGUACAUUGCUUCUGAAACAAGGUUUAUCCUAUCUGAAGUUCUGGCACUGAAGGGAAAGGACUAUGUGGAAUAUUUACUGGAUAGUUUGAAAGCGGUAUCUUCUGGAAACAAGUUUGGAAUACCGAGUAAUUUUAGACUUGUCAUAACCUUGAUAACUCUGGCAUGUUAUUCAGCUCUGCCAAAACAUCGUAAGCAUGUAAUUCAGCAUGGAGGAAUACCCACUCUGUUGAGCUUCAUUAGUUGGUGGUUAGAUAAUCCUGUCCACCUAAAUAGAUCCAGUGUGGCUCCUCAUGUGCAGAAUUAUUUCAGUGAAAGGACUUGUUGCUGGCCUUCUUCUGAAGAUUGGGAAGGUGAAGAUAUGCUUUUACUUUUUGGACUUAUGGCUCUUGGUGAGUUGAUAAAUGCGAAAAAUUGUGGUGGUCUCUUUUGUAAUCAGAUGGAGUCGCGAGCUGCUUUUAUCAGAGAACUUCAAGAGAUCUGUAUUAACAAUUCUAAUCCUGGACCACGAUGGUACGCUGCUUAUAUCCUUUGCCAUUUUGGAUUAUACGGUUUUCCAAGUAAGUUUGGGAGAGAGUUUCGAGAACUCCUUACUGACAAUGAACAUACUGAUGCGGAGCUUAUAAUUAAAAAUCAGGAACCAGUGCAUGUCCAUGGUGUUAUUCUUCUGGUUAGAUGCCCAUCAUUGUUACCUCUUGAAGAAUUGCUUAAAGAGAAAGAUUUUGGUUCUUCCUUAAAGCUGGAUUCAGAUUCAUGCAAUAGGUUAAUCACCAAAGUUCGUCUCUCAGCUCAUGUUGAUUGCCAGUCAUUGACAAAGUUAUUGGAGUAUAUCUAUUCGGGAUUCCUUGAAGCAGGAGAAGACCUUGUGAAAAAGUUGAAAAUUUUAGCCAGACAUUGCAAUUUGCAACCUCUGGUACAAUUGCUUUAUGGAAGAAAUCCGAAAUGGGGAACUCCAUUCCCAAGUUCCGACAUUACCUCUGCUCUUGGGCCAGCUGGACGUAAUUUUUCGGAUAUUAUUUUGGAGGCUGAAACUUCCCGACCAAGUAAUGAGGACUGCAAUUCUUGCUCCAUAUCUGUUUUACACCUGCAUGUUCACAAAGUUGUACUAUGGUCAAGUUGUGAAUAUUUACGGGCCCUCUUUCAGUCAGGAAUGCAAGAAAGCCAUUCGCUCACCAUCAAGGUGCCAGUUUGUUGGGACUCCUUGGUUAAGUUAGUCAGCUGGUUCUACUCUGGUGAGUUGCCUAGACCAAUAUCUGGCUGUCUAUGGGACAAUCUGGAUAAGGAGGAAAAGCUACACGAACUCCAGCCCUAUGUAGAACUAUGUUCACUUGCUCAAUUCUGGCUCCUAGAAGACUUACAUGACGAAUGUUUUAGACUAAUUGUAUCAGUUUUGGAUUCCUAUCAAUAUUUGUCUAUUAAAAUUAUACAGAUGGCUGCUAAUCUCAAUCAGUGGAAGCUAGUUGAAGUUGCAGCAGAGUAUCUGGCCCCUAUGUAUCAUCAUCUACGUAACUCAAGCGAGCUUGAUGUAUUGGAUGAACAUCUCAUUGAAAUUGUCCGCACUGCCUCAGUUCAGUUUUCUCAAAGAAAUGGACACUUACUCUCAUUGACAUGAUGUUUCUGCGCAUAUUUUAGAUAAUACGACUUCUUGGACAUGGAGGGGAUACUUUUCAGGCUUUGACAAGAUUGGUUGAGUUUAUGGUGUUUCAGUAAUAGCUUGAAGGAUCUAGGGGCAUACUUUAUCAUCUGUCCACUCAAGGGGUUGCAAGCAAAUGGUUUGAUACAGUCUGCGGAAGUCCUUCCAACUCAAUCAAUCAAUAUCAUUAUGCUGUGUGAUCGCUUUGCAUCAACUGUAUGCUUGUGUGGAAAUCAGAUCUUUUCUACAAGAAAUAUACAUAGAAGAGUUUAACCUUUGUACAGCUUUGUAUAGGAAAAGCUUGUCCAAUGGUAGACCUUGUUCAAGUUUUCUCAGUAGGAAGCAUCAUCCUCAAAGGAGUUUUAGUUCCAUGCGGGCAGAAGCCUAAGCAUUCGUGCAAGUCCUCCUUUUGCAAUGCCAUCUUUUGCUGCCUCUGCUUUUAUCGUCAGCUUUUGCCGCUAUCAUAUAUGGAAGUACACUCUGUGUGGUUCUUAUUCAUUUUAGCUCAACAAGGGUAAGGAACAUCUUUCUAAGGGAGUUUUGAUUUUGAUGCGGACAGAAACCUAAUCAUUUAGGGGUUGUUUGGUACAUGGGAUAAGGAUAAUAAUCCCAGGAUAGAUUUUGGGAUUAAUUUUAUCCCAUGUUUGAUUUGGGGUAUUAGCUAAUCCCAGGACAACUUUUACACUAAAAUGGUGGGAUUAGUUAUCCCAUAUAAAGGUGGGAUAACUAAUCCCACGGGAUAUUCCAUUGUACCAAACGACCCCUUAUGCAUUCCUUUUGUUGCUGCCCCUGCUUUGGUUCUAAAUACCGUUGUUCAAACUAAGGAACUCGGACAAUGCAUGUAUAGUGGAAAAAUCGUUCUGGUUCAUGUGCUCUUUUGAGCUGUUUUAGCUAUUAUGGUGAGAAAAGGUGUUUUCUUUUUCUUUAUAAUGUCAUCUUUUCUUUGUGGGAGCAGGGCCUUAGAAGGGGUGGAUUUAUGCUUACCGUGACACCGCUUCGUCGAAAUUUUUUACUAAAUAUAUGUAUUUAUACUGUAUGGAAACAGAUAAGUAGAAAAAAAUGACACCACUUGACAUAAAUUGUA
Nicotiana tabacum (common tobacco) is the source of this 4251-nucleotide messenger RNA. The record is from RefSeq and is a predicted model, not a curated record. Lineage: Eukaryota; Viridiplantae; Streptophyta; Magnoliopsida; Solanales; Solanaceae.